GUACGUCUGAGUAGUUUGGUUGAACAUCAUUUAAUCCUCCAUAAAAUCUACACAAAUAUGAAAUUUAUUGUCUGGAUUAUUUUCUUCUUUAUAGGCUGUGUCUUUCAUUGCAAACCUAGUGAACUCUAUUCUACAAAGCAUACAGACUGUAUACCUAUGGGAACUCUACGUCGCACUGUCAACUACCAAAAGAUAGAAUGUAGUCCUGGUGAAAUGAUUUAUAUAGCUCAACAAAACAUGAGAUACGAAGGAAGUACAGUCAAUCCGUUAUUAACAGCCAAACAUGAAUGCCAAAAGCAUGGAAACCAAAAUGAAUGUUUUCGUUCAAUUCCUGCUGAUUUUGAUGUAGAUUUUACCUCAUAUUUCAAUAUAUCUCAAAAGUGUAAUGGCAUGAGGAUGUGCAUCCUUACUUUUAGCGACUACUACAAUUCAGUAAGAAAAUUUCUGGAUUCAUGUGAACUCGGGGGAAGGUACGAUUUUGAACAAGUUCGCAAUAUGGCAAACUACGAAUGUUUAGCAACUAAAGCUGUUUUUCACGUCAAAAGCAAUAUCACAGUCACAAGACAAGGGACUGUGUAUCUAAUAGUGAGUACAAAGACAUGGUGUCAUGUCACAGGAAAGAUUAACGCAUCACGAAUCUUGGAGCAGACCCACGUAGAACUAAGGAUCAGUCGUGACAGCAACCAGAUAUGCACAGGGGAUCGUCUGAAAAUAGACUGUAGGGAAGAGGAUUUUUCUGAGAUGCCUCCGGCGCCAGGGGAAUCUAGCAGGAAUCUCGUCUUCAUACUUGGAGGAGUGGGGAUUGCACUGAUAGCUGGAGCUAUUUGCGUUUUCGUGGUCGUCAAAAUGAAAUUUUGUAGAAGACCUGAUUUAAACAAACAUAAGAUAAACGAGAAAGUCAGACCUACGAGCACUUUUAAUCACCAGGAUGUCGUCCAGAAAAAUUCACGUCAGAAUAAAGACUCUGAAAAACAAAGCAUAGCUUUUAAAUCAAAUCGUGCAGUUUCAAACACUGAUAAGACAGAGACAUUACUUCCGGUACAGGAUGGGGAUUAUUCCUUAAUCAAGGUUUCAGAUUUUGAAGAACAAAAUGACAAAUUGAAAGAUGACAACACAAGUACAACAGACACAUCACAUCAUGGGCAGGAUGGGGUCUAUUCCUUAAGCAAAGCUUCAGAUUUUGAAGGAAAAAAUGACAGAGUGAAAGAUGGGAAAAUGGAUAUGACAGAUACCUCACUUCUGGAACAGGAAGGAAUGUAUUCCUUAAUCAAUGCUUCAGAUUUUGGAGAAAAAAGUGACAUCCUGAAAGAUGACAAUUUGUUCGACAAAGAAAAUAAAGAGAACAUAACGAAACAGAAUGAAAGUGUCAACACAGAUAGAAAUCAGAUCAUAGGAGAGGUGACGGGGGAUGUUUAUGCCUCUGUGUGUAAAAGAGACAAUCUGGAAGACAGUCGAAUUACAGGUCCAAAAGGAGACAUCUACACGACUGUUUCCAUGCCGUCAAAAACAAAAUGAACUUCUUGAAAUUUAGAGUUUGAUUACUUGAUGAGAAUCUAAGCAUCUUAGACAUCUUUUUUAAUCUACUGAAUUUCAAGAAAAUAGUUUACCUAUGAAAAAAAAAACAAUAAAAAUUAGAAAACAUGAUGUAUUCAAAACUUUCUAAAAUUAUACUUUUAAUCCAAAUUUGAAUGAAAUCCAUGUUUACCAAUAUCCCAGUAUAGCCGAGAGAUUUAUGUCCCUUUUAU
Messenger RNA from Saccostrea cuccullata (small rock oyster), 1745 nucleotides. RefSeq lists its product as uncharacterized. Bases 58 to 1515 code for a protein of 485 amino acids. NCBI's taxonomy places the organism in Eukaryota, Metazoa, Mollusca, Bivalvia, Ostreida, Ostreidae. The transcript is spliced from 5 exons. The record is from RefSeq and is a predicted model, not a curated record.